AUGUUUGGCUUCGUCGCUGACGCGCUGACCGUCGCUACAACCGUCCUAUUCCCCAUCUUCGCUUCCUACAAAGCCCUCCACACCUCGGACCCCGCCCUCCUAGCCCCAUGGCUCAUCUACUUUGUCGUCCUCUCCGCCUUCACCGUCGUCGAGAACACAUUUGAUUUCAUCCUUAGCUGGGUGCCUUUCUAUUCUUGGUUCCGCUUCUUCGCCCACCUCUACCUCAUCCUACCAGGCUCGCAAGGCGCCACCUUCCUCUACCAAGAGUACAUCGAGCCAUUCCUGUACCACCACGAGCGCGAGAUCGACGAUUUCAUAAGCGAGAGUCAUGACCGAGCGAAGUCGGCUGGCCUCAAGUAUGUUGAGAUGGGAAUCGAGUGGGUGAAGACCAAUGUGUUGGGUUUUGCACCACGAAGCCCAGAGCCCGAGAGGCCGGCUGGGCAGACAUAUGCACAGAGCCUCAUGGGCCGCUUCCAGAUGCCUGCAGCACGCGGCUCCAACGAUUUAUACGGCCUCGUGAACCAAGCACUGAGCGGAGCAAGUGCACUCUACGGCGCAGGCAGCAAAGACGCACAAGCCUCGGAUCUGAGCCGCGCAGCAUCAAACCUCGUCCCAGACAACAUCCGCAACAACGACGACCGCCUCAACUACGUCACCAGCCAGCGUCAGCGCCUCGAAACCCUGCUGCAAGCAUUCGACCGCGAGCAAGACAACAUCCGCUCCCAGCAGAGUGGCGGAAGCCGGUACUACGACAACAGCAGGGCGAGCAGCAGCAGCGGCAACCUAUCACGAAACAAGAGCGAAGUCGAAUUCGACAGAAUCGAGCGCGACGAAGUCAACGAGCGCCCGCCAUACCCACUCACACCACCGCCGCUGGGACCGCCGAACAAGCUCGGGCUGGAUGCCGUGGAAUUGGCAGCGCGCAGAGGUGCCAGAGGACCCGCUCGCGUAUGGAAAGGAGCCGGGACAGUCGCGUGCGAGAACUUCGGGCUUUGA
Parastagonospora nodorum SN15 is the source of this 996-nucleotide messenger RNA. RefSeq lists its product as hypothetical. The transcript is spliced from 2 exons. The record is from RefSeq and is a predicted model, not a curated record. Lineage: Eukaryota; Fungi; Ascomycota; Dothideomycetes; Pleosporales; Phaeosphaeriaceae. Bases 1 to 996 code for a protein of 331 amino acids.